CUGGACUGUCAUUUCUCCUUAUCCAAUGUACUCCACGUUUCAUGACCUUAAUUUCUACGAGUGGUUGAAGGCUAACAGUACGAAUCAACUGGUUCACCGUAGCCAGGAUACAGCUAUCAAAGCUAUUCGUGACUUUAUUUGGCUGAAAGCUAGAGAAUUCUUAGCUAUUACCACUCGUGUUGCUCACACAGGCACCCGUGAAACCAUCCAAGUUGGCCGGACCCCUCCACCGCCUGGAUUCAUCAAGUUUAACACUGAUGGUUCGGCCUCACCGAAUCCUGGACAAUCUGGUGCAGGAGGGAUUAUAAGAGGUGAAUUUGGUAAUUGGGGUUACCUUAAAUUAGUUCUUGAAAUUGAUUGCAAAGUGGCUGUUUCACUUUUGGAAAAUGGGAAUUAUACUUUUCACUCACUGAGCACAUUGAUUUCUGAUUGCAGGAGGCUGAUGACCCAAAUCCCCGAUCUCGGCAUUUCCCACAUCAUGCGGGAGGCCAAUUCUGCUGCUCAUCUCUUGGCCAAGUUUGGUGCUAGGAUGGACACUCUUUUUGUUGUAUUUAAUAGUUGUCCUCCGGAACUUUAACUCUAUUUUGUACUCUGAUGUUUUUGGGAAUAGUGUUCCCAAGAAUGUAACUAUGUAUAUAUAUAUAUAUAUAUUUUUUUUUUGGUUUUUCGUCUGGUAUUUGAGAUUUCGUUUUGAUUAAUCCGAAUCCGACCCGUGUGCGCACCUAGAAAUGGUGGGUGAGUAUCCCAGCGAAGGCUGCUGUGUACACAAUGUCUCGAACUCAAAAUCUUGCUUAAACUGGAACAAAUCGCUUACCACUUA
Molecule: messenger RNA, 820 nt
Organism: Rubroshorea leprosula
Lineage: Eukaryota; Viridiplantae; Streptophyta; Magnoliopsida; Malvales; Dipterocarpaceae
Source: the annotation of a GenBank genome assembly